Vombatus ursinus (common wombat) is the source of this 2336-nucleotide messenger RNA. RefSeq names its product leucine rich repeat containing 71 (gene LRRC71). The transcript is spliced from 15 exons. The record is from RefSeq and is a predicted model, not a curated record. The coding region runs from base 615 to 2279 and encodes 554 amino acids. Gene Ontology annotation, molecular function: protein binding. Lineage: Eukaryota; Metazoa; Chordata; Mammalia; Diprotodontia; Vombatidae.
AGGUCGGGAGUCAGAGAGUGAACCUCCUCCGAGCCCCAAUUCCCAGGAACUCCUCCGUCCCACCUCCCCCAGUCUCUCUGACUCUGCCCUGGUCUCUGAGAGUUGAGAAUCUUCCGCUUCUCUCUCUGACCCUCCACCGCCACUCUACCCCAGCCCCAGCCCCAGCCCCAGUCCCUCCAACCUCAUUCGGCUUCUCUUCUCCCCCACCUCCCCCAGCCAGGUCCACUCCAGCCUCACCCAGUCCUGAAUCCUCCCAUCUCCCCUCCAGUUUCGCCCAGACCCUUCCCCUUCAGCUUUUCCUCAGUUCCUUUCUCUUCCAGCCUCUCCCCUUCCCCAUCGACCUCCCCCAUUCUGUCCCCUCCUCCAUCCUUUCCUUCCAAUCUCGUUCUGUUGCAGCCAUUUCGGGUGACUCUCCAUUGAGCUCUCCGGCUCAGAUGGGGACACGACUGAUUGUCUGUCUGUCUGUCUGUCAUUCCUUCCCUUAGCCCCCAACACACGGUCUGAGAGAGGGGCUGGGAAAUAGGAGUAUUUGGAGGGAAGGAGGGUUGGGAAAGAGAGACCCUCAAGUCUCUAGGACCAAAGUGGAAUUCGACUCCUAUGAGGGAUAAAGAGGGAUGGGUUCAACCAGGUCUCCCCUCUCCCACAUUUCCCCAGCACCCAAAGCCUCCGAUGUCGGGGGCAAGAUGGUCAAGAAAGGAGACAGGGUGAUAAAGGAGAAGCCGCCACCUGUCCUACCGCCUGUGGGUGAGGAGGAGCCAAAAAAUCCAGAGGAAUAUCAAUGUGUGGGAAUCUUGGAACAGGACUUUGUUGAACUCUGUACUCGUUCAGGAUACACAGAUUUCCCCAAAGUUGUUGCUCGCAAUCAUGGCCGCCCUACCUUCACCUCUGAAAAGCUGGUGGUGGAGGAACAGCGGGUCUCUGCCUCCUGUAGCCAAAACAGUCUCCUCCAGAUUGAAACCAAGUAUGCCUUCUUCCGGCCCACCAUCCAGGUGGAGCUGGAGCAAGAUGACCCCAAGACAGUUCUGGAAAUCUUCAUUCGAGGUUGGAGACUGGCAGAACCAAUUCUGGGUAUUUUCAGCAAGUGUCUGCCCUCUCUCACCCAGCUGCAGGCCAUCAACAUGUGGAAAGUGGGGCUGACGGAUGAGACCUUGACCACCUUCAUUGCCCUCAUCCCUACCUGUGCCUCCACUCUCAAGAAGGUGUCUCUGGAAGGAAACCCGAUAGUGGAACAGUCUUACCACAGGCUCAUGGUCCCGGAAAGCACUAUCACGCACUUGUCCCUGAGGAAUAAUAACAUCGAUGAUCAGGGUGCAAAGUUCCUGGGUCAGGCAUUGUCCACACUGCGUACCAGCAACCGAACUCUGGUCUCUCUCAACCUGGGCUACAACCAUAUUGGAGAUGAGGGUGCUGGCUACAUAGCAGACGGCCUGCGGCUAAACCGCUCCCUGCUCUGGCUGUCUCUGGCCCACAAUCGCAUCCAGGACCAGGGUGCACUGAAGAUAGCCGAGGUGCUGCAGCCUUUUGAACUAACACACACGGAGGUGGUGGAACGCCGGCGACUUAUGCUUGAAAAGGGGGCUCAGGACCGAACAAGAAUAUCAAGGCCAUCGCCCAGUUCCUCCCGCCAUGGAGAACGAGACCGGCCUCUGUUGGGAGCUACUAGUACUUUGGCCAUUGACAAGCUUCAGGGAAUCAAGACCAUCAAAGGUGCAUCGAGCAAGAAGAAGGAGAAGGAAGUAGCCAAGAAAGAGGAGAAGCCUGGGUCUGGGCUAUCCCCCACACAGAAUGUCCCAAAGAAAGAAGAUUCUUCCAAGAGUUCUAAAGGGAAACUAAGCAUCCCAGAACAGAAGCCUGGUCGGGGAAGGGGGUCCAAGAUAGGGCCCAAGGAGAAGCGAAGUCUUUUUGCUGAGUCCGAAGUGAUCCAGAAGAAGCUAAUGCCUGAGCCCACCGAGAUCCUCAAUCCUCUCCUAGAGCAGGCAGAGCAUAAAAACGGGAAGGUUUUCUUGCCAGGAAACAAAGUUCUUAUGCAUCUCAAUCUUAUUCGGAAUCGAAUCACAGAAACAGGUCUGAGAGGCUUCCUCAGUGCUGUCCAAUAUCAAGUGAAGUACACCAAACCCAAGACCCCAACAAAAGGCCCAUUAGGACUGGUAAAACUGAUGCUAGGGAAAAAUUCCUUUCCCCCACAAUGUGAGACCUACAAUAUGAUCCAAGAUUUGAUGCUUCCUCGAGAACUCAAGACUAAGAGAGAUGAAGAAGGCCCAUCUGCCUCUGCCUCCUGAGCCCCUUGGGGGUGAAGGAUUCAUACCUCAAAUUAUCUCUGGGUUAAUAAUAAAAUC